Messenger RNA from Spinacia oleracea (spinach), 3623 nucleotides. RefSeq lists its product as uncharacterized. Bases 1378 to 3378 code for a protein of 666 amino acids. The transcript has 3 exons. NCBI's taxonomy places the organism in Eukaryota, Viridiplantae, Streptophyta, Magnoliopsida, Caryophyllales, Amaranthaceae. The record is from RefSeq and is a predicted model, not a curated record.
ACUUUGUAACAGGCUAACAGCUCGGUUGGUAGCCACUAAUAAAUUGAUGGUAAUAUAUACAGAGUAGAAAAUAAUUUAUAAUGUAAAUUGUACGGAGUAAAAAAAUUACAUGCAAUGUCGUGGUGAUGCUAUUUCACCUCGACUAUCUUAUCUACUCCGUACUUCAUAAAUCUUUAUUACUACCCUUAUCAAUUUGGAACGGUAUUGGAUGGACUGCAAUUUAUAAAGAAAACACAUACAAUGAGGUACGGAGUAAAAUAUUUGUGAUAAAAUUGCAUAAACAUAGAUAUUUUCAUGUUACUUUCUUUAAUUUGUCAAAUCAUGCAUAGGAUUCAUUCUCAUUUCUAUUAUUUGUUACGGUCUGGUGUCUACUGAAUGUAGUUAGUGUUAGACAUUACUGUAAUCAUAGUUUUGUGAGUUGUGACUUGUGACCAAUGAAAAGGCAAUGGGCAUGGCACAUGGAUUCGCAAUUUGAUGGUACUUCUAAGACGAUUAUGUCACUCAUUACUAUUACAUGAACAUCGAAUUAUGUACGCUCACAUCGAGAAGUUAAGAGGGUUGCAUAUUUACUUCCAACUAUAGCACAUUAUGGAUCUGAUGAUCAUGAAUUAUUUUAGGGUAAUUUGUGAGAAAAGACAAAUCUUAACUAAGUUGCAUCUUACUCUUUUUAAACAAAACGAGCAAAUUAUAGAUCUGUCACGAUUCACGAACUAAAACUGUAUGUAAACCAUAAAAAUUGACUUGUACUUCGUAUUAUUUUUCCUCCUCUCUUUCAUUUCUUUCUUCUUCUCAAUCAGAAUGACCUAAAUUUAUCGUGAUUUAUCAAUUUAUCGAUUAAUGACCUUAUAGAUUUAUCGUGAUUAAUUAACCAUGAAAAAAGAGAAAUGAUAAAUCUAAGAAAUAAUUCACAUCUUCCAAGAAAAUCAACUUUGAAAAAAAAAUGUGAAUUUCAAACACAGCACAGGUCACAGGGAGACCAAUUUAUUACCAGAUUUGCAAUAAUCACAAUCAUAAAUCCGUACUUUUUUUGUUCCUCUACCCAUUUGAUUUCUCUCUUUCUUUCUCCUCGACAAAUUAUUGCAUGCAACCCAUCCUUGAAGAUGACACCAGCUUUUGCCAGGUAGCAAAACCCAUAGUCCAUAGAUAACCCCUAAAAAAAGCAAAACAAAAAAAACAGAGUAAGUAGGAAAAAACAGAGUUUAUCUGAGUUUUCUGACUGAAGUGAAAGCUCAACUCAACAGACACCCAAAAUCCCUAAAAACAGAGAAAAAUCCAGAAAAUAAAUGGGUGAAUUGCAGGAAAUCAGUCAGAAAAUAGUGAAAUUGAGGUGAAAGAUGAAAUCUUUAGAGAGAGAAAGAGGGAAUUCUAGAGAGAGAGAUGAAAAUAAGGGAAGGAAAAAGAGAAUCAGAGAGAAAAAGAAGGGGAAAACUAAAAGUGACUCAAAUUUCAGCUGAAAAAAAGGAUGAUUUUUUAUUAACAGGAAGGAGAAGAAGAAAGUCUUUGCCUUUAUUGGCUCCUUGUAAAAGGGUUUUCUGUGGGCCCACUAAUACUUCCACUGUUACUACCCCAGUAUUCUUAUGGAAGAAGGUUGUUGGUGGAGCUCAAAACACCAUAAUUAAAGGAAACAACCCUUUUUCUCUCUCCUCUUCUACUUCUUCUUUUGCUGCUGUUCAAUUUUCUGCUAGGAAACUUGGUUCAUUUUUUUGGGAGUUUUACAACUUUUAUUAUUCAUCUGCAAGAAUGUACUUGGGUGUUAAUAAUCAGCAUCAAAGGGGUCGUAGAAUUCAUCACAGGUUAGAGAAAGAUGAGGGUUUUGAUCAUCAUCAUCACCAGCUUAGUCAUCCUUCUUUAGCUGUUGAUCCUCAUAGAGGCGGUUCUUCUGAUUAUCAGCCUUCAAGUGCUGGCAGCUUGAGGAGACAUAUAGCAGCCUCGCUGAUGCGACAUCAUCAAUCAGCAGAAAGAAAUAAGCACGCAUUGCAGCCUCUAUCUCCUGCAAGCUAUGGAAGUUCCUUGGAGUUGGCUCCAUAUAACCCUGCAGCAACUCCUGACAGUUCGAUUGAGUUAAGGGGAAGGAUUGGUGAACCAAAUUACAGCUUUAAAACAUCAACCGAAUUGCUUAAAGUGUUAAACCGUAUAUGGACACUCGAAGAGCAACAUGCUUCCAAUGUGUCUCUGGUCAAAGCACUGAAAAAUGAGCUUGAUCAUGCCCGUGGUAGGAUUAAAGAGUUGCUCAGAGAUCAGCAGGCGAACCGUCAUGAAAUUGAUGAAUUAAUGAAACAAGUCUCACAAGAUAACCUAGGUAGGAAGAACAAAGAACAUGAUCGAAUAGAGGCUUCUCUGCAGUCUGUGAGAGAUGAAUUGGAAGAUGAAAGGAAGUUGAGAAAACGAUCUGAAAGUUUGCAUAGGAAGUUAGCUAGGGAACUCUUCGAGAUCAAGGUUGCCUUAUCAACUACUGUCAAAGAUCUUGAAAAAGAAAGAACAUCAAGUGAGCUCCUUGAAGAACUUUGUGAUGAGUUUGCCAUAAGUAUUAGGGAAUAUGCAAAACAAGUGCACGAUGUCAAACAUAAGUCCGAAAGGGACUGGAUUGGCAUAACUAGUCAUGACAAUUUGAUCCUGCACAUUUCUGAAUCUUGGCUUGAUGAACGAGCACAGAGAGGAUCUGGUGUUGUUGACAAAUUGAGACCCGAAAUAGAGACAUUCCUCACUGCUCGACAAACAGUCAACAUAGAGGCUAAGGAUAAUACUGAUCACAAUAAAGAGAGCCGUUUAAGGCGCCGUUCCCUCGAGUCAAUUCCCGAGGUCGGGGCUGCACCUGAAGAUUCAGCUACAUAUUCUGAUUCCCGUUGUGCUGAGAAAAGCAAAGCGGCCCCCACCCACUACGAGGAGCAGGAAGAGCUUGCACUAAAUGGGAGGAGGAAAGGUCAAAGUCCUCCUAGUGUGCAGAUGUCGGAACUUCAAAACACUCCUCGGGAAAUUGACCGUAGGAUGAAAGCAGGCGAAGAAACCCAAACAGAAAUCAGCAGCAUGCUGCAGAAGUCUGAGAUUUAUGAUUCGUACCAAAAGAAGAGUUACAACGAAGAAGGGCAUGGAUCGAACUCAAAAACAGUUGACAAACUAAUAAGUGAGCUGCUGUUAUCAGAAGGUGGGAGUUACCCUCCUGAGUAUGAAUAUAAGGAAGCUGCUGCUUCGAGUAAUCCUUCUACAAAGAAGAGGAAUGCAAGCCCAGUUAGACAAUGGAUGACAAGCAUGAAAUCCCCCGAUCCCAGAAUUUCUGAAUCAUCUUCAAAAAUGAGAGAGAAUUCGUUAAAAGCCAAGUUACAGGAGCCUAAGUCGAAGGGUCAGCGCUCACGGUUGAAAAUUCUAAAAGGUUCAUCAUGAUUCACAAGUCACAAGAGACUAUCAAAGAGUUUAAAUGUAUAGAUUACUGGAUUUUUGGCUUGCUAACAUGCUUUUCAACAGUGUUUUAUCAGUUAUCUUCCUUUCAUCCUUUGUAAAAUGUUCUUUGAUUUGUAUGAAAUUUGGUGUAAUAGCUUCUGUUUUGUAUAAAUCUGUACAUUAUGAACAAUCAUGAUCUUCUAGAUUGCCAAUGCCAUCAAAUGAAGGAUGUUGCACAUUUUCACUAA